Tetrahymena thermophila SB210 is the source of this 483-nucleotide messenger RNA. RefSeq lists its product as hypothetical. Lineage: Eukaryota; Ciliophora; Oligohymenophorea; Hymenostomatida; Tetrahymenidae. The transcript has 4 exons. The record is from RefSeq and is a predicted model, not a curated record.
AUGUGGAUACCCAAAAAUACAAAAGACUCAAGGAGAAACUUAUUGGUUAUGAGUGUAAAUGUCUGCAAAGAAGAAAGAAAUUUAUCGAGAAAUGUGCAAAAUGCAUAGUGUUUGAAAGAUUCAGAAUUGACUGUAUUAUUUUAAGAAAUCAUCAGAAUUUAUAUGUUUGGGUGCUUCAUUUAAUAUUUCUAAUUUUUAAACUAAUCCUUUAAAGCACUUACUUAGACAUCAGGGUUUUUUUUGUUCGGAUAUAAUUUUUCUUCUCUUUUAAAAUUAGAUUAGAUUAGCGAAUUAGUUGCUAUUUAUUUGAGUAUUUGCUAAUCCGCAUGUAAAUAGCAAUUAAAGAAGAAUCAAUUAGUCUCUUUUUUAACCAAAGGGGGGUUUAAGCUAAUUAAUAAACCUAAUUAUUUUUAAAAAUUAAAAGCAAAUUAUUAAGCCCCUCCUCAACAAUUAAUAUAAGAAUUAAUUGAAGGGGACGUUUGA